Molecule: messenger RNA, 2480 nt
Organism: Symphalangus syndactylus (siamang)
Lineage: Eukaryota; Metazoa; Chordata; Mammalia; Primates; Hylobatidae
Gene: HMGA1
Product: high mobility group AT-hook 1
Biological process (GO): regulation of DNA-templated transcription
Cellular component (GO): nucleus; chromatin
Molecular function (GO): transcription coregulator activity; DNA binding
Source: RefSeq, a predicted model, not a curated record
GGCGAGCGCGAGUUGUGCACCCGGCGGAGCCCGGAGGAGCCCGGCGCACCUCGCGCUGCGGCCGCUCCUGCUGGAACCAGAGCCCGAGCCCGGGCCCGGGUGAGGGGCGGGGAGAGACACGGGCUGCGGCGCGGCAGGAGAGUGGGGGGUCGGGCGCCCCCCGCAGCUCAGGGAAGUUCUGGAAGUGAGGGGGAUGGGGAGGAACCCCGAAAUUCGGCCCUACGCCCUCUCGGCCUUUCUCUCGCGCCCCCUCCGCAGAUGAGGCCGGAGCGCGGGCCUGGGUUUGGGGCUUCACCCCGACCCCACCUCUGGCCUGGCCCGCGCCUCUUCAGCCCCAGGGGCCGGGCCUGCCCUCCGCCCCCACAAACUGGUUUCGCUGCUUUGCUGGGCUGUGUUGGAACUAGUCCCUUUGACUCCCCGUUUCUAUUUUAUUUUCUUCUGGGGCUUUAUUUUGUGGGGAGGGGACGGAGGGAGGGGGCUUUCUUCCUCUACCCCGCGCCCGCGCGCGCCAGGUUUCCUGCCCCAAAGCGGGCUUGGGUGCCCCCUCUGGCAGGAAGUGGGGCCGGGUGCACCCGCGUGGCGGUGCAUGCGGUCGGGGUGCGCUGCUUUCCCGCGCCUGCAGGAGCGGCCUGCGCCCCUCCCCCCCGCGCGCCCUGGCCCCGGGUCCCGCCGGCCGGCCUGCAACGGCCGGGCGCAGACACUUGCAGAGUCACCCUCGGGCCAGGUCUGGAGCCUGAUGCCUCGGGGGCUUAGCCCUAGCUGCUGGGCGGCAUCCCAGCCAUCACUCUUCCACCUGCUCCUUAGAGAAGGGAAGAUGAGCGAGUCGAGCUCGAAGUCCAGCCAGCCCUUGGCCUCCAAGCAGGAAAAGGACGGCACUGAGAAGCGGGGCCGGGGCAGGCCGCGCAAGCAGCCUCCGGUGAGUCCCGGGACAGCACUGGUAGGGAGUCAGAAGGAGCCCAGCGAAGUGCCAACACCUAAGAGACCUCGGGGCCGACCAAAGGGAAGCAAAAACAAGGGUGCUGCCAAGACCCGGAAAACCACCACAACUCCAGGAAGGAAACCAAGGGGCAGACCCAAAAAACUGGAGAAGGAGGAAGAGGAGGGCAUCUCGCAGGAGUCCUCGGAGGAGGAGCAGUGACCCGUGCGUGCCGCCUGCUCCUCACUGGAGGAGCAGCUUCCUUCUGGGACUGGACAGCUUUGCUCCGCUCCCACCGCCCCCACCCCUUCCCCAGGCCCACCAUCACCACCGCCUCUGGCCGCCACCCCCAUCUUCCACCUGUGCCCUCACCACCACACUACACAGCACACCAGCCGCUGCAGGGCUCCCAUGGGCUGAGUGGGGAGCAGUUUUCCCCUGGCCUCAGUUCCCAGCUCCCCCCGCCCACCCACGCACACACACACGCCCUCCUGGACAAGGCUAACAUCCCACUUAGCCGCACCCUGCACCUGCUGCGUCCCCACUCCCUUGGUGGUGGGGACAUUGCUCUCUGGGCUUUUGGUUUGGGGGUGCCCUCUCUGCUCCUUCAUUGUUCCCUCUGGCUUCCCAUAGUGGGGCCUGGGAGGGUUCCCCUGGCCUUAAAAGGGGCCCAAGCCCCAUCUCAUCCUGGCACGCCCUACUCCUCUGCCCCGGCAGCAGCAGGUGUGGCCAAUGGAGGGGGGUGCUGGCCCCCAGGAUUCCCCCAGCCAAACUGUCUUUGUCACCACGUGGGACUCACUUUUCAUCCUUCUCCACCUUCCCUAGUCCCUGCACUAGGCUGGACAGCCCCCUUCGGCUACAGGAAGGCAGGAGGGGUGAGUCCCCUACUCCCUCUUCACUGUGGCCACAGCCCCCUUGCCCUACGCCUGGGAUCUGAGUACAUAUUGUGAUGGAGAUGCAGUCACUUAUUGUCCAGGUGAGGCCCAAGAGCCCUGUGGCCACCACCUGAGGUGGGCUGGGGCUGCUCCCCUAACCCCACUUUGCUUCCGCCACUCAGCCAUUUCCUCCUCCUGAGAUGGGGCACCAAUAACAAGGAGCUCACCCUGCCCGCUCCCAACCCCCCUCCUGCUCCUCCCUGCCCCCCAAGGUUCUGGUUCCAUUUUUCCUCUGUUCACAAACUACCUCUGGACAGUUGUGUUGUUUUUUGUUCAAUGUUCCAUUCUUCGACAUCCGUCAUUGCUGCUGCUACCAGCGCCAAAUGUUCAUCCUCAUUGCCUCCUGUUCUGCCCACGAUCCCCUCCCCCAAGAUACUCUGUGGGGAAGAGGGGCUGGGGCAUGGCAGGCUGGGUGACCGACUACCCCAGUCCCAGGGAAGGUGGGGCCCUGCCCCUAGGAUGCUGCAGCAGAGUGAGCAAGGGGGCCCGAAUCGACCAUAAAGGGUGUAGGGGCCACCUCCUCCCCCUGUUCUGUUGGGGAGAGGUAGCCAUGAUUUGUCCCAGCCUGGGGCUCCCUCUCUGGUUUCCUAUUUGCAGUUACUUGAAUAAAAAAAAUAUCCUUUUCUGGA